Aspergillus affinis is the source of this 1644-nucleotide messenger RNA. RefSeq names its product NUDIX hydrolase. Lineage: Eukaryota; Fungi; Ascomycota; Eurotiomycetes; Eurotiales; Aspergillaceae. The transcript has 5 exons. Gene Ontology annotation, molecular function: coenzyme A diphosphatase activity. The record is from RefSeq and is a predicted model, not a curated record. The coding region runs from base 1 to 1644 and encodes 547 amino acids.
AUGGGACUUCGCACGAGGGCGAGGCCGACGGGACAAGGAUGUGAAGAGCAACUAAGCUCACAAAUCCAGCGAGUGAAUGCCGUCGUCCCAUCGCCGCACGUGCUGAGCUGCCUUCCCCGCCGGAAGGCCCCACUCCGAUCCCAUGGUCCCGUGACCUCCCGUCUGGGGUUGGCGUCGUUCGGCAGAAUUACCGGUAUCGUCGGCGGUAUCGAUAAGACAGUCCAGCCCCGUCCAUCCUCGGUCGUCCGCUUUGCGCUUCUCGAUCCAGUAUAUUCCGUACCCUCAUCGGCGCCCCGACCUCAAAUGGCAUCCGUGAAUCCCCAACUGCCCGUGGAGUCGGCUUCGUUGUCCGCCUCUCUCUAUGACGUGUUGAUAUACCUGCACCAAAAUCAAUAUCCCCAUGUUCCCAACCCGCCGUCAUGUAAGAAACGUGCUUCGGUAGCUCUCGUCCUUCGAAUCCGACCCACAUAUAAUCAUUGGCCCACCUCCGAGGGCGCUUCGGUGCCUCUUCCAGGCCACACCGUUCCGGUCCCCGAACGAUUGACAUCUUUCUUCUCUCAAGACUGGGUUCGGAAUGGAGACCCGGAGGUUCUCUUCAUCAAACGGGCGUCUCGCGCCGGGGACCGCUGGACUGGCCAUGUUGCCCUCCCAGGAGGCAAACGGGACCCGGAAGACGUCGACGACAAGGCGGCUGCUGUUCGAGAGGCCUCGGAGGAAGUAGGGCUGGACCUGACAACGGAGGACUGUAUACACGUGGGGAAUCUGCCAGAACGGGUGGUCACCACCAGCUGGGGCUCGGUACCGUUGAUGGUUCUCUGCCCUUUUAUCUUUCUGAUGACUCGUAGCGACUCCCCCCCUCUACGUUUGCAGCCAACAGAGGUGGCCUCUACCCAUUGGGUCCCCUUGCGGGCCCUUCUGUCGCCAUCGUUGCGGACGGUGGAAAACGUGGAUAUGUCUCAGCGGCUCUCGAACAUGGGUGGGAUUAUACCGCGAUUCGUCUAUCGCUGCACACUGGGCAUGAUGCAAUUUUCGGCCGUACGCCUACGGCCAACGGAAAGCUUGCAGUCUAACACGACACCGGGAGUGAUCCCCGACGAUUAUCUGGCGCCUCCCGUCUCGCCUUUGCGGCGAUGGACGACGUGGUUCUCUGGCCGUCAACCCGACCCUGCUCAGCAGGAACGGCCGUUGCUCCUCUGGGGCCUGACCCUCGGGAUUUUGGCCGAUUUUUUGGAUAUGCUUCCGCCUCAUACUGCGGUGAAAUUGUGGAAAUAUCCGACGUUCACCACGCCGGAUCUGUGGUUGAUCGUAACAGUACUGACUUACCGCCUGCGAAAACGCAACCAGCUCCAGAUCCAGUCGGGCGCGCGACCUAGCAAUACAGCGGUGGACGGUCAAACGGCGGCGCUGCCAGUAACGCAGACGACCGAUGACAACAACGAAGUGGGCAUCGGGGGACUCGGCGUUGGCCGAUACUACGGACCAUCCGACAAGGUUCCGGAUGGAAGUAAAUACGCCGUGGGAAUCAUGCUCAAAGGCUACUAUUCUCGGUUGCGGGUUGCCGUCUCUAUCUUCCUGGCCUGGCGGGCAGUCGUCGGAUCUCUGGCGGCGGUAUAUAUUUGGCGGUUCAUUCGACGGCGGCAAUAA